ACUGAGUCCUGCAGGAAAUGUGCACAGGGUAGUGUGUGUGCGUGUGUGUGUGUGCGCGCGUGUGUGUGUGCGUGUGUGUGUGUGCUUCUUGUCGUGUCACACUGUUGUAGCCCACGUGGGGAUGCACAGCUUUCUUGAACAUUGCAGGCUCACAGGUGGUCAUUUUCCCUUGGUGGGAUUCCACAAUGAAGCUCCAUCAGCUGCUGUCUCGGGGGGGUCCCAUGAUAGCCGAAGGGAACGGUAGGGCGAGGAUUGUAUUCCCAUCUUGCAGUGCCCUGAGACUCGAGCCCGAGAUCAGCUGUCUUUGGUUAAAGUGGUCCGCGGUCACGCAGUUACAAUUCCAUGGUGCACAGCAGCUAUCUGAGAAGGAGAGCUGCGUUCAGAGCUCUGAGGGACAGUGGGCCGCUAUGCGCGUGUCCCCCAGAUGCCGUCCCACCGCUGUGCGUGGCCGGGUGUCAAUGUCACGUCCUCCUGUCCGCUCCUCUUGCGUGUUUUUUGAGUCGUGUUCAGCUCGCCUCUGAGACGCGUGAGCCAGGAACUCAGCCGGCUUUCCUGUAACUGGCUGCCGACGUCAUCCAAUCAGAGGGCUGCUUUCUUGCUUCCUUGGCUGGGUGCCUGUGGGGGGGUGCGGUAGGCACGGCUCACCCUGCAGCGGCUGCUCUGCUUUCUGUUUCUUUGUGUCUUAAACCUUCGGACGGCGAGUGGAGGACAUGGCGCCAGGAGUGCGGCGGUUCACAGCUGCUCCAAGAUGGCGGUCCUGAGACAAACCACCAUGUACUCCUCCACCACCCCCUUUCUGUCCUCCAAGAAGGAACUGGAAUUUCACCACCUGGGGGACCGCAAAACUGGUGGUAAAUACGGUGCAGCGGAAGUGCCAGAAAAAGAAAUUGUCACCACACUGUCGGACUACCCUGCCUUAGCCAAGGCCAUCACAGAAGGCACUGCCAAUCAAGUGGACAAAGCCCCCGAGAAGUGCUGCGUGUCCGUCAUCGCCCAGGCCGAAUAUGAAGGAAAACAAGAGUUCAGCCCCACCUGCUCCAAAGGACCCAUCAUCUGCUCUCCAAACUGCUUCAGAUCUGAUCAGAACAAUGUGGUCCACAUGUCCAGCAGAGGAGCCUCACUGACCCAGGCAGUAGAGUCUGUGUCCUGCCGACCACGCCGCAAACGGAGGAAACAGCGAAAGUGGGAGCGGCGGAGAUGCCGAAGAGAGAGCCAGUCCUCUGGGCACCCAGAGCAGGAGAGCUGUGCCCCAGUGCCGGUCCAAGUGCAGGAGGAUGAGACUGAAUCCAGUGGAUCUUACUCGCAGAGUCUGGGGAUACAGGAGACUGAGGUGCCUGGCUUACCAGCAAUGGAGCCAGGGAUACCCAUCCGGGACACGCAGGACUCUUACAGGGACUCGGGUAGCAAGCUGCCCUACUUAAUCUCUGAGCCCUGGAAUUGGCUUAUGUUUCGCAACAGGCUGAACAGCCUGAAGUUGUUUAGUGAGGAGAGCAGCUGUCUUCCAGCCUCCUCCUCCUCCUCCUCCUCUUCCUCCACCUCGUCCGAGAGCCUGGAAGUCCAGCAGUUGGCGGUCACAGCACUGCGGGGUCACGUGAGUCUCGGGGAAGCCCAGCAUAUUGGCCCCUUCUUCCAGAAGGUGAAGAGUGAGGAGAGCUUGCCAAAGGAGGGCUGCAACGAGGGAGUCCUCCUUCAUGAGGACCUGACUCCGGUGGACUCGGAGUACAGAGAGAACAAGGAGUACAAGAUCUGCCACCACCUGCAGAACGGUGCCUUUGGGGAAGUGUACCACUGCAGAGACCAAAGCUCUGUCUUUGAAUUUGCAGCAAAGAAGAUAUCCCUGGACAGAUUCCGCUGGGAGGAGGUCAGCUCGUGGAGUGCUCUGAGCUCCCCUCGGAUCGUCCAGCUCUUUGGAGCUGUGAGGGAGGACUCCUUUGUCACUCUCUUCAUGGAGCACAUGUCAGGUGGCUCCCUUGCCAGGCUCAUUAAAGACAAUGGCCGGCUCCCUGAGGACCGUGCGCUCUUUUACCAGGAGCAGGUUUUAGAGGCGCUGGAGCACCUGCAGAAGCGUCGGAUCCUUCACAAGGAUAUUAAAGCAGACAACGUGUUGCUCUCAUCAGACGGACAGAAGGCUGCCCUCUGUGACUUUGGCCACUCGGAGAAGCUUGAUGCCAAUGGCUUUAGCCCGGGGCCUCCUACAGGGGAGGACCUGCAGGGCACCGAGACGCACAUGGCCCCUGAGCUGGUGAACGGAGAGGCCUGUAGCGCCAAGGCUGACGUGUGGAGCAGCUGCUGCAUGAUGCUUCAUAUGUUGAAUGGCUGCCACCCUUGGACACGUUAUUACAAGCAUCCGCUGGUGCUCAAGAUUGCUAACGAGCCCCCACCCGUGAAGGAAAUUCCCCCCAGCUGCAGCCCCGGCACGGCGGAUGUCAUCAGAGCGGGACUAGAGAAGGACCCGACAAAGAGGGCUUCGGCCGGCGAACUGUUGGCGAAGGUCACGGAGGCCCUGAGAGAUGUAGGUGGCUUGAGCAGCCCGUUGAAUGGACCUUAUCAGGAACCGGCAGGCCCUGCAGCUGAGCCCCCAAAGUCGGAGGUGGGAGACUGCCAGGCUCUCGACUCGGUCAAAGACAGCAAGGAACAGGAGCCAGACGGCCACGUGCCCUACAGGACAGGGGACGAGGAGUUUGUCACCGAAUCGCCCCAGGCACUCUCCUCCCUUACCGUGUUGCCGGCGAGCGUUCACAAAACCCACCACCAGGAGCGAAACCACACCGACUCGGAGCAGGAGCUGCAGCAGCUGGAGAGAGACUUCUUCUUGAGCAGCCUGUCCCAGCCGCACUCUCCAGAGGUGCAGGAGCAGCUGCUGUCCUGUCUGUCCAGUGACAGCUUCCCGUACUGGGACCCCGGUGACAAGGACUCUGGGCGAUACCCGUCGAGUGUGAGGGACGACCUCAGCUCUGGAAUUUAUUCGUACAACAGCCAGACAGACGGACAGCUCUUCAGCUUGGAGAGCUGGCUGGGGCCCAGUGGGGAAGCCCCUGUCUGCCUGAAGGGUGUGGACAUUCAAAUCCAGGGCUUCCACGGUGAGACGCUGCUGAUUAGGGAGUCGCCCAGGGUGUCCGUGGGCCAUGUGGCACUUGGCAUCAGUGAGCAGAUCUCCGCCGCCGCCUUUAGCCUGGUCAGGCAUGAUGGGAGCCCAGUGCUGAGUAAUGAAGAAAUCCCCGAUUCGGGAAUCGCCCUGCGCUGCACGCUGGCACCAGACUGCAGUCCGGGUUGGGCGUGGAGGGUCAAACAGGGCAAGCUGGAGGUGCGGGUCUUAAAUGCGCUGAAAGCCACAGGAUCCCAGUUCAAAGCCCAGCCGGGCCUGCGAUGCCCCGUGUGAAUCUGCAUCCCCUCUGCAUGUGAGUGGGCGCCUUGGCACUCUUUUAUCCUGUAGCAUUACCGACAUGCUGAUGAAUGUCAACAUUUGUCCUUUGAUGACGUAUGUUUUAAAAAAUGACAAUAAAAAUGGUGCAAAACAAGAAA
This is a messenger RNA of Polypterus senegalus (gray bichir), 3522 nucleotides long. RefSeq names its product mitogen-activated protein kinase kinase kinase 14-like. The coding region runs from base 749 to 3379 and encodes 876 amino acids. Gene Ontology annotation, molecular function: protein kinase activity; ATP binding. Gene Ontology annotation, biological process: protein phosphorylation; positive regulation of canonical NF-kappaB signal transduction. The transcript has 16 exons. Lineage: Eukaryota; Metazoa; Chordata; Cladistia; Polypteriformes; Polypteridae. The record is from RefSeq and is a predicted model, not a curated record.